AUGGCGACAAUGUGGGAUGAACUCUACAGAUACAAACCUAUUCCGGUGUGUACUUGCGGUGCUUCAGCCAAGUUCGCUAAAGAAAGAGAGGAGGAGAAAUUACAACAGUUUGUCAUGGGUCUCGAUGAAUCACGGUUCGCAAACGUGAUCACUUCAAUCAUCGAUGCAGACCCCCCUCCAGAACUGGAACAAGUGUAUUCUCGAGUUAUAAGAGAAGAGCAAAGACUCACUUCUGCAAACUCACGAGAAUCGACAGAUGCUAUUGGCUUCGCUACACGAGGUGAUGUUACUGGUUCUGAACUAUGCGUUGAUCCCGUUGGGAGUAAAAACAGAGACCGGUUACUCUGUUCUCACUGUGGUCGCUCGGGACAUGAGAAAGCUUUCUGCUGGAAACUAACAGGGUAUCCUGAAUGGGUCACCGAGCGAAGCGCUCGUAAUGGUGGAAGAGGAAGCAGUCGCGGUUGUCGUGGCAGCUCGGGGUCAGCUACUGGUCGUGGAAAAGCUUUAGCGAAUGUAGCUCAUGCGACUUUGUCUCAUUCCUCCGUCUUUCCAGAACUCACCACUGAUCAAUGGAAGGCAAUCAGUUUGCUUGCUCAAGAAAAAACAGAGUAUGCAACAAAAGACAAACUUUCGGGUAAGUUCUCAGGAGAUAUUAUCAUCGACACUGGCGCUUCUCAUCACAUGACAGGGGAUCUAUCUCUGCUUGUUGAUCUUGUUGACACAUCUCCGUGUAUAGUAGGAUUCGCGGAUGGAAGUAAAACGUACUCUGUCUGUAUGGGAGUAUUGCCUAUCACUGAUACAGUUUCGCUUAUAAACGACCGUUUCACGAGGAGCCUGAUUGGAGCCGGUGAAGAACGAGAUGGAGUGUAUUAUCUAACGGAUGUAGCAACACAACAAGGCAUCAUCCAUCAGACAUCUUGUGUUGGAACACCACAGCAGAAUGGUCAUGUGGAACGGAAACACAGACACAUUCUAAAUGUGGCCCGGUAUCCUUUUGGGAAGAAAGGGUGGAAAGUGUAUGAUCUAGACACUGGAGAUUUUUUGGUUUCACGUGAUGUCAUAUUUCGCGAAAACGAGUUUCCAUACCAAAAAGAAAGAGAUGACGAUAUUCAGAACUCAUUCGAUCAACUUAAUGUGGCCGAUGAUGACUGGAUUUUUCAUCCAGACAUUCCAGAUACGAGGGACAGGGGGAGUACACACGAUAAUGCCGAUGACUCUCCUCCACUUGAGCAAGUCGAUGUUCCCUCUCCACCUGCACAAGUUGAUAAUUCAUCAGCGGCUCCUAGUCCUGUUUUUGUCAUUAAUGAGAAGGAUACUUCUCCUGCUGAGACAACUAUUAUACUACUGUCUGGUGAUUUAGCGAUUCUUCCUGAUGAUGGGUCUCAUGACGUUACGGCUGAAAAUCUUACAUCAACUGCUAAAGUUGUUGCUGUCUCUGGCUCUCCUCUGGUUGAAACCUUAAACCGUAGCCAACGAUCAAGACAACCGCCCAAGAAACUCAAUGAUUAUAUGCUCUACAACGUCCGCUGCAUUGAUAAUACACUUCCUGAUCCCGCUCUCACCGACUCAUCAGACUCGUCCUUUACGGUCUCAGGUAACACUCCUUACCUACUUGAACAUUACAUGUCUGAUGCUGUGUUCUCCCCAGGACAUCAAGCAUUCUUGGCCGCAAUUCUAGCAGGAGCCGAACCUAAGAGUUACAAAGAAGUAUUACAGGCCAAGAUAUGGCGAAAUGCUAUGGUUGCUGAAGUUGAUGCUUUCGAGGAAAAUAAAACUUUCAGCAUAGUUGAUCUUCCUGAAGGUAAAGAAGCUCUUGGAAAUCAAUGGUUUUUUAAGUACAAAUACCUAGCUGAUGGCACGAUAGAACGUCCUAAAGCACAGUUGGUUGUACUCGGUAAUCAUCAAGUAGAGGGAGAGGAUUUUGCAGAAACAUUUGCACCGGUUGCAAAGGUCACUACCGUUCGUGCACUUCUAAAAAUUAUUGCGGUUAAUAAAUGGGAAGUACAUCAAAUGGAUGUACAUAAUGUGUUUUUACAUGGAGAUCUUGAGGAAGAGGUUUAUAUGAAACUCCCAUUGGGAUUUCGUCAUUCUCAGCCAAAUAAAGUAUGUCGUCUGCACAAGUCUUUAUAUGGUCUCAAACAAGCUCCACGUUGUUGGUUUGAAAAGCUAACGACAGCUUUAAAAGAGUUCGGGUUCAUACAAUCUUACUCUGAUUACUCGCUAUUUAUUUACACCCGUGGGCAGAUUGAAAUGCGAGUUCUCGUCUACGUUGACGAUUUAUUGAUUUGCGGUAAUGAUACUUCUUCGUUAAGCUCUUUCAAAGAAUACUUGGGAACAUGUUUCCACGUGAAAGACCUCGGAAAAUUGAAAUAUUUCCUCGGUUUGGAAGUAGCUCGCAACGAUGAAGGUAUUUUUUUGUCCCAGCAAAAAUAUGCACUGGAGAUUGUUAAAGACACGGGGAUGCUUGGGUCCAAACCUGUCUACUUUCCCAUGGAGCAGCAACACGGUCUCGCAAAAGACAAGAGCCCUUUCUCGGUCAAUCCAGUUCGCUAUAGAAGCCUAGUUGGGAGACUUAUUUAUCUCCUCAUCACCCGAUCAGAUCUUUCAUACUCGGUGCAUACUCUUUCACAAUUCAUGCAGGCACCACGUGAGGCUCAUUGGGAAGCUACUCUACGCAUUGUCCGUUUUCUUAAGUGCACUGCUGGUCAGGGGAUCAUGUUUCGCGCCGACACAGACUUGACUCUGACUGCGUAUUGCGACUCUGACUGGAACUCGUGUCCUUUGUCAAGACGAUCAUUGACUGGAUAUGUCACGUUUCUUGGUGGUUCUCCUAUAUCAUGGAAAUCAAAAAAGCAAGACAAGGUUUCUCGUUCGUCGGCUGAAGCCGAGUAUCGCGCUAUGAGACACACUUUGGAUGAGAUAUUAUGGCUUAUACAACUGCUCAAAGAACUUCGUUUCCCGCACACAACCCCUGUUCAUCUCUUUUGCGACAAUCAAGCAGCUAUAUACAUCGCAGCAAAUCCGGUAUUUCAUGAAAGAACAAAGCAUGUAGAAUCUGAUUGUCAUGCGGUUAGAGAUGCAGUUCUUGAUGGAACAAUCGCAAAACCUCACGUCCGCACUCAUGAACAGCUGGCUGAUCUUCUAACAAAGGCUUUAGGGAGACAACAAUUUGAGCGUUUAGUGUCCAAGUUGAGCAUUCUCAAUCUUCAUGCUCCAACUUGA
This is a messenger RNA of Brassica oleracea var. oleracea, 3222 nucleotides long. RefSeq lists its product as uncharacterized. Gene Ontology annotation, molecular function: nucleic acid binding. The transcript has 4 exons. Lineage: Eukaryota; Viridiplantae; Streptophyta; Magnoliopsida; Brassicales; Brassicaceae. Bases 1 to 3222 code for a protein of 1073 amino acids. The record is from RefSeq and is a predicted model, not a curated record.